Molecule: messenger RNA, 678 nt
Organism: Cylindrotheca closterium
Lineage: Eukaryota; Bacillariophyta; Bacillariophyceae; Bacillariales; Bacillariaceae
Source: the annotation of a GenBank genome assembly
AUGAGUGAAAAGAUGCCUGUCCAAUUCAAGCCAUCAAAGGAAGAACACCCCAAACCAAAACUGAACCAACCACCUUCCAGUAGACGUCAAAGCAGCUUCUUCAAAAGGCUGAGUCAACGCUUCCGACGAUCGAAGGGUGAAAGAGGUGCUGAUGUUAAAGCGCUUAGAGGAUGUCAUGGUGCAGAUUUUGAAGGUUAUACAGAGCUUAGUAGAGGCGUCAUUGGAUACAAGUGUGGGUGCUUUCAAAGUACGGAUACAUCGUCGAAAGAAAGAUUCCUUGUGGUCAAAGGAGCAUUCUGCUUUGUAUUCAAGAACGAGAUGAGUCCGUCGCCAAAGUAUGCGAUUAGACUUGCGCAUAUGAAAGCAAAUCGAGAUACAUCUGAUGAAGACACCGUUGUGUUGAAAUCAAGUUUGGGAGAUAUUGAGUACACAUUUGUUUUUCGCAACCCCAUGAGUGCAAAACAAUUUACUCGUGUUGCCAACAAGCAAGCCUCACUUGGUGAAAUCGAAGAAGUCAAAGUUCGAUUGGGCCAUGGACACCUUCUGAAAAAAAGCAAGUCUGUCUUGUUUGCAGGGAAAGUUGCAAGGGCGAAGGUCGACGAUCAACCAGAAGAGAAGGAACCCAUCUCUACUGAACAAAUCGCACAAAUGAACCUGAACCAAAUGGCUGUAAUUUAA